GCCGUAGUGUUUAAAGCAAUGGGGAUCGUGUCAGACCAAGAAAUAGUACAAAUGAUCGGUACGGAUGACCGUGUGAUGACAUCUUUUGCACCUUCCCUGGAAGAGUGCGUACGCGCCUCCAUUUUCACUCAACAGCAGGCCUUACGACAUUUGGGCAACAAAUUGCGCCAAAAACGUUUCUUCGGAGGGCCAAAGAAGACAGCCACAGAAGAGGCUAGAGAAACACUUGCCACAACUAUACUUGCCCAUGUUCCGGUGGAAAACUUCAAUUUCAAAGCGAAAGCUAUGUAUCUAGCUUUGAUGAUUAGACGGGUCAUACAAGCUGAAAAUGAUCCAAGCUCCGUUGAUGAUCGUGAUUAUUAUGGUAACAAGCGUUUCGAAUUAGCGGGAUCGCUACUGUCGCUUCUGUUCGAGGAUUUGUUCAAGUGGAUGAAUUUCGAGUUGAAACAAAUUGCUGAUAAGAAUAUUCCAAAGAUUAAAGCGGCCCAGUUCGAUGUUAUCAAACAUAUUCGAACAGAUCACAUCACCAUGGGGUUAGAAAAUGCUAUUUCUACGGUAAAAAUCGUGGCUACAUGAAGUUUUUUGGGGGGAAA
Daphnia magna is the source of this 593-nucleotide messenger RNA. RefSeq names its product DNA-directed RNA polymerase III subunit RPC2-like. Lineage: Eukaryota; Metazoa; Arthropoda; Branchiopoda; Diplostraca; Daphniidae. Gene Ontology annotation, cellular component: RNA polymerase III complex. The record is from RefSeq and is a predicted model, not a curated record. Gene Ontology annotation, molecular function: DNA binding; ribonucleoside binding; DNA-directed RNA polymerase activity. The coding region runs from base 19 to 576 and encodes 185 amino acids. The transcript has 3 exons. Gene Ontology annotation, biological process: DNA-templated transcription.